Molecule: messenger RNA, 2594 nt
Organism: Ornithodoros turicata
Lineage: Eukaryota; Metazoa; Arthropoda; Arachnida; Ixodida; Argasidae
Exons: 2
Coding region: 295-2556 (753 amino acids)
Molecular function (GO): protein binding
Source: RefSeq, a predicted model, not a curated record
GAGGGGGGGGCGCCGCCCCAAAACUAACAAAUACGUACUAUGAAAAAAAAUGGCUAAGAACAAAUACUUUCAAGUUAUUUAAAAGCUCGCGCGAAGCGACAGAUGGGAAGAGGAGGAAAUGACAUCAUUGGUCACGUGGGAUAUGCCUCGAUUGCCUCUUCCGCGUGUUGUUGGACAAAAUGAUAUCAUCGUAGGAGGACUUCCCAGAAAUGACCACUGCUACGGAACUAGAAACCUCCCAAUUUUGUCAAAGCCGGCUGUACAGGUACAUGAGAUGGUGGAGAUGGUUUCCACAUGCGGACACUGCAUGACGAUCUUGUCCGAGGUUCCGAGCUGAGUAAACUCCAAUGGAAGUGCUGUAAGCAAGUGGACCCCAUCUUUCCGAUGUCGGGCAUGUGUUUACAAGAUUCUGUGGUGGACACCCUGUCUGGCCCUAGUGCUACACUGCCACUCCAACCUCUUGGUCACAUGGAAGGACAGAUAGAGAAUGUGAAGAAGGCACUGCGCUUGCAGGCCAUUGACUUUGAGGCACAAUGCACAUCAAGUACAGACACUGACUGCUGGAUCUUACACAACCUCACACCAUGGAACAAGAUUCUUUACUUUGCAAAUAUGGAACUUACAGAGCACAAACCUGGAAGGUUGAGUCUGUGUGAGGUGAAUAAUAAUAUCGCUACGUGCUGUGACAGUGGGCCCCUACUCAGUGCUGCAUUUGUGGCUUAUUGGCUAGUCAAGAAACACAGUUGCGUCGACUUUUUUAAACCAGACGCCCUCGUAGUUCGACAGUCAAGCAGCGCGUUCAAAGAUGCUCUUGCAUCUAAUGCUAAUCUGUGCCACUUUGAAUAUUCCUGGAGUGGCUACUCUCGACACGAAGAACAUUAUGUCUCUGAGGGUGUCCGUCUGUUGAAGAAUGUCGAAAGCCUUGUCCUCUGCAACGUCAAGAUCAAGCAAGAAGGAGCUGUUCUUGUUGCUGAGAUGCUCGAAGACAACAGAAAAAUUAAAAAAGUAAACUUUACUAGAAAUUCCCUCACAUAUCGUGGCUCGGAAAGAAUAUUUCGAGCUCUGAGACGGUGCUUGACGCUGACGGAGCUUGUAUUUGACAGCAACGGCAUUGGAAAGAAAGCAAUGAAAUAUCUUGGUCAACUCGUUGCAAAAAGUCAGUUGCUCCAAACGGCUGUACUCCACUACUGCAUUAGCUCGGGAGAUAAUGGUAUAGAAAGUCUCGCCAAUGCUCUCAAGGUUAACACCAGCGUUAAAGAGAUCACCUUCUACACCUGUGGAUCUUGUGUGGAAGCAAUAGCAGAUGCUCUCAUAGAGAACAGAUCUGUACGCUGUGCCAAAUUUGUACAGUGUGGAGUCAGUGACGAGAAUUGCUCGAUGCUGUCCAGAAUGCUCCAACAGAAUUCAACCUUAGAAGAACUGCAUCUCACUUCUAACGAGAUUGAAGACAACGGAGCUUCGUUUCUAGCUACUGGACUUCUUGGGAACAAAACUCUCAGAAAGCUUUUCCUCAACAGGAACUGCAUUGGACAGCAUGGCUCAGGACGUCUCAUCGGAGCCCUAGCAACGAACAAAUCGCUUCAGUAUCUUGAUAUAACUUCCAAUUCUUUGGAAGAACAUGACAGUAGCACAUUAAGCAGAGCACUUAUCAGUGCCAGAGCUUAUGGCAGGGUAAAGCUGGACUGGCAAGAUGUUGACAUUGGUCAACUUGCAAACGCUUUUGCAGCCAGAAGCCAAAUUGAAGAUGUUGAGCUCAACAGCACGACGAUUCCAGAGGAGAAGAUGCUGGAAGUUCUGUCAUCCCUCUGUGUUAAUGCAUCAGUUAAGAAGCUUUGUUUGAAGGGGCAAUUAGCACUCCCCGUUGCUGAGUGUGUAGCCAGAGUGCUGUAUACAAACACAAGUAUCAAAAGUCUUGACGUAUGCUUCUUCUGUAUACAACAGCAUGGUUUUCCAAGUUUGCUUCGGGCCCUUGAAUGCAACAGAACCAUAACAAAGUGCCGUAUUAGCAUACAGAAAUACACCACAAAAAUACUUCUGGCCAUGGGGUCAGUCGUGUGCAAAAACACAGCCAUCACUGAUCUAGUCACUUUUGCUUUACAUGAACGUGACUUCAGAGUUAUAUCCAAGGCAUUAAGAUCUAACUACACGAUAACCAAACUAGACUUUCAAUGUUCCGCGAAACCAUAUAAGGACAUGUGUGACAUUCGUGGUUUGCUUCAGCGCAAUCAAUCUCUUCUAAAUGCGGCAGCUCGUUUCGUCAUCAGCCCUUCAGUCCAUAAAGAGAGAGCGUUGGCCUUCGAAAAACUCGCACACAGUGACAGGCUUGCCGAGCACUUGGUUAACAUCACGUUGAAGAGUGCGGAGGAUGUCAGCAAAAUGUUGCGUUGUGCCAAGGACUAUGUUGCGUCAAACUAUUUCAGGAUAGUCGGUGUGGUGAAAACAAAGGUGCUGUGCCAUGACACUGUGGGCGACGGAGGACAAAUUGACCAACUCAACGAGGUGUGUUUGCGAAGGCUGCUGUUUUACCUCAGGAUUGAUGACGUUAUUGCUCUUUGAUUGUCAUAAUUUAAUAAAUAUCAAUUGUUGCUACAUGA